This is a messenger RNA of Olea europaea var. sylvestris, 808 nucleotides long. Its product is annotated as transcription factor MYB21-like. Gene Ontology annotation, biological process: regulation of DNA-templated transcription. The transcript is spliced from 3 exons. Lineage: Eukaryota; Viridiplantae; Streptophyta; Magnoliopsida; Lamiales; Oleaceae. Gene Ontology annotation, cellular component: nucleus. Gene Ontology annotation, molecular function: sequence-specific DNA binding; DNA-binding transcription factor activity. The record is from RefSeq and is a predicted model, not a curated record. Bases 16 to 714 code for a protein of 232 amino acids.
AAUAUAGCGGAAAAAAUGGUUGAUAUGGAAAGUUGGAGUGUUUCAGAAAAAGAGUGGAGGAAAGGUCCUUGGAUUCCUGAAGAAGAUAAGCUUCUUGCAGAAUAUGUAAGUCAGAAUGGUGAAGGGAGAUGGAGUUCUGUAGCCAAGUGUGCAGGGCUGAAUAGGAAUGCUAAGAGUUGUAGACUAAGAUGGGUGAACUACUUGAGACCUGGACUCAAAAGAGGCCACAUAACACCUCAAGAGGAAGGAAUUAUUAUCGAACUUCACGCCCUUUGGGGAAACAAAUGGUCGACUAUAGCAAGAUACUUGCCAGGAAGAACGGAUAACGAGAUCAAAAACUACUGGAGAACUCAUUUCAAGAAGAGAAUAAAGGCUUCUGAAAGGCAAGAAAGGAGAAAAAAUCUUCUUCGAACACAACAAAAACAAAAAGAAGAAAAUUAUGAGGAUAAGAAGGAGGAGGCCAUAACCAAUGAAAGAGUAUCCUUCGAGAAAAACGACAUAAUGGAGUUGCAAAAUGAAAUAUUGCCUACGAUGUACGAUGAUUUCAUGUCGUGUCCGGAUACUAUCCGAAUCGAUAGUUAUUUAUGGGGAGGGUUGUGGAACCAACAGAUAAAUAAUUGCAGUAAAUUGGCUAUCCAAAAUCAAUCCAAUACUGCUAAUUCUUGUGAGCCAGAUGCCAUUAACAUUUAUAGUAGUGGAGGAUAUAUUUAUUAAAGAAUAUGUAAUAUUGUCAAGCAUAUGUGCGUGUUGGAUGUUUCGAUUUUUAUAUUAUAGCAUGAUUAAAUUAGUGAACAAUAAAAGAUUUUUA